AUGGCCCGAUUAAAAGCCAUAUCUUUGUUCAUAUCAAUUAUACUGGUAAUUCCUUUAACAAAAGGUAAGAUAAGACUCUUUUCUAUGUUUUACUUAGUUUUCAGAUAAUAAUAUUGAAUUUGAAUAGUAUUUUUUGAUCAAAUCUCUUUAAAAUAUUCUAUUUUUCCCUAUAUUGACUUAUUUUUCCAACUUCUAGCCUGUUUCCCAGCGUUUACCACGCCCCAAUACUAUGCCCCACCGCCAACCCAGUACUAUUAUUAUCAACAACAACCCCAAGUACCAUAUGCAGCUAGUCGUACCCGCUUAUCACCCAAUAAUCACCAGUUUUCGGAGCAAAAAGACGAUUCGCCAGUGACUUCUGGAGGUAACGAUUGUUUGCAAAAGUUCGAAAAUCAAAAACUAAUCUGUGCUGAGCCGAUUGAACGUCGUACUGAGACUAGUGAGGACGAAUGUCAACAGCUUUGUGAUACUGUGCAGUGCAAGAGCUUUCAAUUUGAUUCGGCCACUUCUGGUUGUGAUGUGUUUCAUGUGAGUUGAUGGAGGGUGUAUAAUAUAAGUUGAUAGGGCUGUAGUACAACAUAAAAAAAGAGUGAAAAAAAAGUUAAAUUUGUAUUGAAUCGUAUAAACAAACUUAAAAAUUAUGUUUUUUUAAAUUUUUUGUGUUAACACAGUUUUCCAAUAUUUUUGUGACGCUUCGUCCACAAAUCCAAUAAUAUUGUGACACUUCGUCUAACUUUUUCAAAAAUUAAUAAAAAUUUUACAAAAUCACAAGAAAAGCCUUUUCAGGUUGAUAACCAAAACAGUCAGCCUCGGAAUCCGUUCAACGAUCGUGAACAAGGCUUCAGACACAAGCGCUACAAUGAGAUCACUAAAACAACCGUUGGGCACGUCAAAAGAAUAUUCAAACGGGCGGCGACAAACUUUGACGACAUUUUCCGUGAUUCUCUGAGGACUUUACCGUGAGUUUUUAAUGGUUCUGAGGCUUUUUUGGGCAUUUAACAGGUUUUGGAUAUUUUAGUAGGUUUUUGUGAGGAUUUUUUGGUUUUUAAAUAAUAAGAGAUUGAUUUUGGUGGAGAAAUCAGUUAAUUGUGGUAAAAUACGUCAUUGAGAGCGUACAGAAGGCUGUCUUACUUUGUAUUUUGAAGAACAAAAAAUUUUAGGUAAUAAACGUAAAAAUAGAGAUCAUGGAUAAUAUCACAGGCCAUAUUCAUCUUUCUUUUACGUAAAAUCACGUUAAAAAUCAUUUUUAUCAUAAUUCAUAUCAAUAUCUAACCACUCUCCACCUUUCAGAAACGGUGAAUCGGUAACCUCUUACUGCAGCCCCUCGUUAGUCUCCUCCCCCGGCUAUACCUACACAUUGGUCGAUGAAGAUUGCAAGUUGUCGAUAAAAGAAGGCCUGAUCCAUGGUGCACAUGAUGAGUUCGUAGGAGCUAUAGAAUCCUUUAAUUCUGAAAAUGGAGCUUUAAAGACGCCGAGUCAUCGGAAUCCGGGUCCAGUACAGGUUGUCAUACCUGAGACUCCGGACUGUGCUGAUGGUAACAAGGCCAGAGUUCAGUUGAUCGAAGGGAUCAAGUUGAUUGAUGCUGUUGCAGUUACUACGGUUCAGUUGGACAAUCCUGAAAUGUGUCUUCAGGUCUGUAGGAUGAAUGCGGUGAGUUGGGAAAUGGCCCUGUAAAGGGGCGGGGCUUGGUUUGUGCCACAAUCUUUCGUUGUGGGACCAAAGCUGAGCUCUUGGGGCCUUUAUUACGACUCGGCCUAUGGGAUCGCAUGGUAAGGAAAAUCUUAAAAUUCAAAAUUUUAGCACCUGGACGGUACCCGCUUCUCCAGAGGUUGUAAAUCAGCUGUUUUCGACCGGUCAAAUGGCAAAUGUAGUAUAUACGGCGAAGUGAUAUCACCCAAUGGAGACCUCAACUAUCAUCCAGAUCCCAACUCGGUUUAUUUUGAAAAAUACUGUAUGAAUGGUAAGAAAAAUGUCAUUUUUUGUGUAAAAUACGGUAUUUUGGGAAGUUUUAUGGAAACAGAGCUAUUGCGGGUAAAAUAUGGUAUUUAGCUAUAGUAAAUUACCUUUUUCUACUUCAGUAAAGUGCUGGUUUUAACUAUAGCAGAAUACUGUCUUUACUAAAGUAAAAGUUAUUACGUUUUUAGCGUCAGAACUUCCAAUAUCAUGCGAUGAUGUUAUCCACCGUAUACCUCAACAUACCUUGGAUAAGCGAGCUAUUGGUACUGGAACAGUAGUGACCACAGCUACUCAAAUCGACUGUAUUAGACAGUGUAUCACAGCUAAGGUAAGUUUCGUUACUUUAAUUAAUUUGGCUUCUAUAUUCGUGGGGGGGGUGCCGAAGGUUAAGUUAUAUCAUAUACAGGGGUUCUACUGUAUUUUGUGAGAUUUACUAAAUGAAAUAUAUCAUUUUUGUUAACUUUCAGCGUCGCCACAACUUUGAAUGUCGAGCUAUCUCUUACUUCUUUGAUUGGCCUUCCGAGAAUUGUUAUUUGAGUCGCUUCACUCGGAUACAAAGACCUGAUGUCUAUGUUCCAGAGAGGAAGGAGCUGGUCGAUUACUUGGAAAUGCCUCAUUGUUUUGGAAAUACGAUUGGCAAUAGUAAGUAA
Molecule: messenger RNA, 2607 nt
Organism: Bursaphelenchus okinawaensis
Lineage: Eukaryota; Metazoa; Nematoda; Chromadorea; Rhabditida; Aphelenchoididae
Source: the annotation of a GenBank genome assembly